GCAUGGUAGAGUCUCCAUAUUUAAGGAUGAUGUCUAAGCAAGAUGAAGGAUGAGCUAACCGUACAAAUUCACCACGCAGCGCACGAAAGCCCUCUCUCACCAAUCGAGAUUUCUAUUCCAACCAGAACUAGGACGGCAUAACUUCCCAUAACAAAUGGAUAUCGAUGAGGACUUCUUUCCUGACUGUGUCAAGCUUCUCUGGGGUCUGACUCUCAUUGCUAUCGGCCUUGCCCUUGCUGUGUUUUACGAGACGCGUUGGCCUGAGUAUCCCUAUGCCAACAACAAAACUACUAGACGGGAGCGAGACGGGAGCGGAACGAGGACUGAGAGGGGACGGGUAAGAGAAAUCAACGGCACGAUGCUUCAAUGCUCAAAUCUUUAUGGAAAACCCGGCGAGAGAAGGAGCGGAACAUGCUUGCUGUUGCAGAGGCUAGCAUUGCGUUGGGCGACUGUCUGAGCUAUGGGACAUCAAGGUCAGAGGUUACGUCCAUCUACACAAGUUGCUUUCUUGAUCAUUUCCUCAGGAUGGUAGUCGCAUGAAAGCUUAUUAUCUCCGUCGUUGGGGAAGCUUAUGCGACAAAGAUGCGCACAGGAAAGUCAAGGUACCGAAUAAUUUUUAUCGGUCAUUUGUUUGCACAGCGGGGUAUGAGCCCUAUAGCUCAAGGUUAUCGGUAUG
Molecule: messenger RNA, 676 nt
Organism: Mytilinidion resinicola
Lineage: Eukaryota; Fungi; Ascomycota; Dothideomycetes; Mytilinidiales; Mytilinidiaceae
Exons: 1
Coding region: 155-457 (100 amino acids)
Source: RefSeq, a predicted model, not a curated record